AUGGUGACUGUACCUGGCAAAUACCUACAAGGGGGCUCUGUGCUGGCCCUGCAAGAUCGAGCCAUCCCAAUGUAUAACAAGGUGCCACCAGAAAAUGUAACAAAUAACGGACUGGUCUGCCCGGCCUGUUCCACCUUCUCGGGGUGUAAAGAUCAGCCGCGCCACGCCAUGAAAUGCAGCGGAGACGAGACACAGUGCUUUAAGUUCACACGCUUUUUGAAUCGAAAGGAGUCCAUAACCGGCUGCGCGUCUCCUUGGUAUUGUGCUUUACGUCUCUUAAUUGGUGAAAUAUAUCGCGCUAAACCCGAACCAGUGAUAAUUAAAAACUGCACAAAGGCGAGCAGCACAAGUUCUCUGCCAGUGGAAAAUUAUUUGCUAUGCAAGCAAUGUCGAGGCGAUCUAGACGACAAAUGUGAAAAUUAUGCUAAAUGUGCUCCAGAGCAUGAUGCCUGCGUGACCACAAUUUCACAGACCAUAUACGGAGGAUACAAGAGGAAUAUACAGCGCACAAGAAGAUGUGGAUCCUCCGCAGAGUGUGACACCGCCGGGAUCAUCACCACCGCCCAGAAGACCAUUUCCAGAAGCACCACCUGCUGUUAUUAUGACAACUGUAUUCCUCCAUUACCAACUUGUAAGUAUCUGCGCUGUCUGAAAACCACUUACCUCAAUAUGGACCCGUGUCCUCGUGUUUGGCAGAAAGUUCCAAAUCCCCUGAAUACAAAUACCAAGUUUUAAACCUCACAGUUAAAUGAUAACCACCUGCCGCCACUAGAGGGAGCUCUGGUGCCUUCUGUAUACCCCUUAUGCAGUGAGCUCCCCCUAGUGGUGGCU
Messenger RNA from Bufo gargarizans (Asiatic toad), 831 nucleotides. RefSeq lists its product as uncharacterized. The record is from RefSeq and is a predicted model, not a curated record. The transcript is spliced from 5 exons. Lineage: Eukaryota; Metazoa; Chordata; Amphibia; Anura; Bufonidae. The coding region runs from base 1 to 735 and encodes 244 amino acids.